AUGUCUUUUGAAGAAAAGGAUUCGUUAGACAAAAUAAAAGAUCAAAUCCAAUUAUACGAUUCCGAAUAUUAUAUAACACAAUGUGAAUGGACCCUCAUUAGUUUUUUACGUUACCGCCAGAAAUGCACCGAUUUUACGUAUAAUAAGGCAGAGGAACACGAUCGGUAUACCUACAGUCUAACAAAGAUACUUAGCUGGAAGGAAGUGCCUACGAAUUUACUUGCUCAAUCUAUUAAAGCACUCGAAUCAUUCCAAGUGAGUACGGUAACAUGCUCUUUGGAUGGGGUUGCGGCCUGCGUUCAAUCACCCAGCACUCCUGAUGGCAGUUGGGAGGUGUUUAAGUUGCGGCUUGGGGUGGUUUCGUCCUAUGGGGUUGCGGCCUGUGUUCAAUCACCCAGCACUCCUGAUGGCAGUUGGGAGAUGUUUGGGGAAAAAAGAUCGCCGAUAGUUACAGAAUUCUGGGAGAGUUUUACAAUGCAAAAACGAAAAUAUACAGCUAUAUCAGAGCGUACAACUGUCCUGGAACAUGCCACUGCAGUUUUAAAAAUAACUUCGCAACAAGAUCAACUAAUAAGAGAAGGGUUUACAAGUACGCUGGAAAAUAAGAUUGGUGAUGGUUCUUCAAAAAAACGUUUAUGUACGACUGAAAAAGAGAAAGAAACAGUGGCACAAGAGACUGAUGUAGUUAUUGUUCAAGAGGAAACAUUAAAUUCAGUUAUAGAAGCAUCUAAUAUAUUUAGAGAUGUCCAAUUCCCAGAGUAUUAUAGUAAACUUAAAACGAUUUGGCAAACUCAUGAAUCAAGUGCUGGUUACUACGUAAUCGACUUAGGAAAUAAGGAAAUAUUAAAGCAAACGCAUGAUCUUUUGAAUGAAGAUGAGUUGAAAUUGUUAUCCUACAGGAUGGCAUUGGUUGAUGAGAACAAAUCUUUAAGUGAAAAGGCGCUCCAAUAUUUGAAAUUGUUCGAUAAAAUUGUACCUUAUUCGGACAAUGAAGAGGAAGAAGAGACAGAUUUCAACAUCGACGAUGAGAUGGUUUUAAAAAUCGAAAAAGAUAUUCAAAACUUGAAUGGAUUAACCACAAAGUUUAAACAUUUAUCCUAUACGCUUCCAAUUCUAAUCAAAGAAUAUGACGAAUCAAUAUAUCCAGAAAUCCAUAUAAUUAGCAGUAUUUCAAGGCAUUUAAGUGCAAUUUCUAAAAUGGAUAGAAUUUUCAUAAAUACAACUGAAAGAACUUGGACCGCUCAUGUCCUCUCAUAUUUGUUUUUUAUGACAUUCAGUUAUAUUAGUUCCAUAAAAUAUUAUUCUUGCGAACGUCAGAUAUCUACGAAAUUUGACUUACAAAAUGUUGAUUAUAGAGCUGAUGGUGUUGCUGAGUUGUUCGAAAGGCCUAAACAAAUCCCCGUGUUUAUACUCGAAGUAUCCGGUGAUCCGGAUAAUCCAGAUCUGGAUAAAUAUAAUGAUGAUAGAAAAAAAUUAAUGAAGGAGGGCAUUUUUGCACUCAAUAAAUUCAUAACGGGAACAAAGUUUCCGACAUGGGAAACAUGUGAAUCUUUGGGCGUUUUUUUAGCUCAAGGAUUUGAGAAUAACCUUGAACUUGGACAAAUGAUCUUUAUUGGACCUGGAUUAUAUUUAUUUUCGCCUUUCACCGUUCCUAAUCUUACAAUACCAACUUCGCCCUUCGAACUAGAACAUGCUCCGAGACUCAUCCGCACACUUUUGUGUUUGCGGUUUAAUAUAAUUCGAAAAAUUAAAAAAUAUCAAAAGCUUGAAAAAAAAGGACAACAUCACAUCAUAAAUCCAUCAUCAAAAUAUAGUACUGGAUUUACACCAGGCCGGCCUGAAAUUGUAACAUUCGAUAAAUUUUUGUCUAAAGUGCCAGACGAUAAGACGAAUAGUGAACAAACGAAAGAGGCUACUAAAGGAAAAGUUCGCGGAAGAGGGAGAGGGCGUGGUGUAUACUCUUGA
Dentiscutata erythropus is the source of this 1965-nucleotide messenger RNA. NCBI's taxonomy places the organism in Eukaryota, Fungi, Glomeromycota, Glomeromycetes, Diversisporales, Gigasporaceae. The record is from the annotation of a GenBank genome assembly.